AAACAUUUUAAAAUUCUAAGUACAGUAAAUUAGAUUAGCAAAAAAAAAAAAAAAUGGAGAAAAUGUCAGCAUUUUUCAUCAUUCUAUUCCUCGUCUCAUCGUGCAUGGUAACAACGAGUGUUGGAGAUAUAUGUAAAACAGACCAAGAUUGUGUGGACAUUGGGAUUCCAAGAUGUAAAAACACAGGGAAGAUGCCGAUUUGUUACAACGGAUAUUGUAGCUGUUUCGCUAAAAAGCUUCCUGCUCCCACCAGGCCUCCUGCUCCUCCCACCACCACUCCUAAUCACUCUCCUUCUUCAUCAUCCCCCAGCUCUUGAUCAUUUUCAUUUAUAUUCGUACGCAAAGUUACGUUUGUUUUAGUAAUAACGAUAAUAAGACCAUUUUUUUUUUAAUAUUAAGA
This is a messenger RNA of Thlaspi arvense, 400 nucleotides long. NCBI's taxonomy places the organism in Eukaryota, Viridiplantae, Streptophyta, Magnoliopsida, Brassicales, Brassicaceae. The record is from the annotation of a GenBank genome assembly.